AUGACAGAGGACAUAUUGAAAGAAUUGUUUAGGUUGGACCAAAAAGGGCUUCAUUGUUUACGUGACAAGGUGUAUCUAGAGCUUCAGGCAAUAAAAGAUACCAUGUUGUUUUUGGAAAAACGAGCCGCGAUCGAACAAGAGUAUGGAAAGCAAAUGCUUCAGCUAUCUCGAUCCAUGAAUGAUGUCUCACAGCAGCACUCUGGAACCUAUGGUAAUGCAUGGCAGCAAUCCCUGAAAGUGCAUGAGAUCAUUGGUGAACAGCGACUGCAUUUUGCGGACAACGUGAACCAUGUGGCAAACGAUUUACAGCUGUUACUUGACAAUAUGGAGGAAAAAAGCAAAGAGGUUGAGGAACUAGGAACCAAGCAUAGCCAACAGCUUGCCGAUGCUGAAGUUUUAUUACAGCUGAAUGAAAAGUUAGGUUCGCAGCAAAAGUCACAACAACAAAGAAAAUCCAGUAUCCAUCGCAUUCCACGAAAAGGGUUGUUCAGGCACAAUAGGGCACCAAUAGUAGAGCUUGGUAAAAUGGAAGAACCUCGAGCUCCCGCCAGCCAUUUAGAUCAUCCCCAGCAUCAAGCAUUGUUAAUGGGAUUGAAAGAUGUGAAUGAUGAAUGCUGUGCUGCGCUUCGAUACCAACUUGCUCGAUACGCUUAUGCAUUUGAGCAAGCGAUCGCUUCGGAUGGUUUAGCCCUUGAUGAUGACCAUGGCAUGGGUCUGAGAUCAUUGGCAGAACGAAUUGACAAGGAAUCGGAUCUUAUGGGAUUUAUUCAGAGCUACAACAAUCAAAAUGUGUCAAGGUUAAGAGGAGGGAGCGAUCUAUUUAGAUCCAAGCUUACAAGUGCUUCAUUAUCCGCUCCUGUCUUUGGUGUAGAUUUGAAGACCUUAGUUUCACGCAACGGAGGUGUUCCCAUAAUCUUAAUCAGGUGUGCGAGAGCUGUUGAAGAACAUGGUCUGGAUACCAUAGGGAUCUAUCGCAUUCCUGGCAUCAGCACUCAGGUGCAAAAGUUAAGGGCUGCUUUGAAUCAAGAUUGUGCUGGGCAUCACUUGUUGGAGAAUGAUUGCGUGCCAGAAGAAAUCAAUAAUGUGACCAGCGUUCUCAAACUUUGGUUGCGUGAGUUACCAGAUCCAUUGUUUCCUAGGUCACUUUAUCCAUAUUUUAUCGAUGCUGCAAAAUCCGAUGACGAGCAAUCGCGUGUUAAUGAUAUAUCCAUGAUGGUCCAUGAGUUACCGGAGGAGAAUUACAUGACAUUGGAAUAUCUCAUGAGGCAUUUGGAAAAAGUGCAACAACAUCAAAUGCACAACAAAAUGGAUGCAUCCAACCUUGCGACCAUAUUUGGAAUGACUUUGAUGGGAUAUGAAGAAGCAUCAUCCAAUGACCUUGAUCACUUACAAGAAGCUCAUUAUCAAAUGCAAGUAGUGCAGAUUAUUCUCGAAAACUAUCAUGUUAUCUUUGCAUCAGAUGAAUAA
Lichtheimia ornata is the source of this 1467-nucleotide messenger RNA. RefSeq lists its product as uncharacterized. NCBI's taxonomy places the organism in Eukaryota, Fungi, Mucoromycota, Mucoromycetes, Mucorales, Lichtheimiaceae. The record is from RefSeq and is a predicted model, not a curated record. The coding region runs from base 1 to 1467 and encodes 488 amino acids. Gene Ontology annotation, biological process: regulation of GTPase activity; signal transduction. Gene Ontology annotation, cellular component: cytoplasm. The transcript has 11 exons.